Clupea harengus (Atlantic herring) is the source of this 4045-nucleotide messenger RNA. It is a transcript of the gene npy1r, whose product is annotated as neuropeptide Y receptor Y1. Gene Ontology annotation, biological process: G protein-coupled receptor signaling pathway. The record is from RefSeq and is a predicted model, not a curated record. NCBI's taxonomy places the organism in Eukaryota, Metazoa, Chordata, Actinopteri, Clupeiformes, Clupeidae. Gene Ontology annotation, cellular component: plasma membrane; neuron projection. Gene Ontology annotation, molecular function: neuropeptide binding; neuropeptide Y receptor activity.
UGUGUGUGUGUGUGUGUGUGUGUGUGUGUGCGUGCGUGUGUGUGUUUAUGUUUGUUCCUCUGUAGUUUUAGGGCAUCUGCCACUCAUUCACCUACUCAUGCAUAAUGAUGUCAUUAGUGAUAGUGAACUAAUUAUGACCGUGGUAGCACUGUCAGAAGGAAGGUUUAGUCAUCAGUAAGAGACACUCUAUCCUUCUAGAACUGCCUGUGAUCUGUGCUGCGUGUUUGUCUCCUCCGCAGUGUCAUUUCCAUGUUGGUGAGGUCUGAUAUGUGCAUUUUUAUUUUGACAGUUUGCCGUGCUGAGAUUGCGAGGUGAAAGAUCAUGACGUGACCCCAUCCACAAGCUGCAUUACCCAGUCAGCUACCAGCAUGGCAUACCCUAUUCUCCUCCCUCCUCUCCCACCCCCUCCCCGCAACUGCUCCACAGCCUUAGAGGAGCGCAACUGCUCCUUUGCUAACCUGUCAGCAAGCGCAGCUUAUGGCAGUGAUGAGUGUGACAGCAGCAAGACCCUGUUUGUCAUCAUGGCAAUAGCCUACAGUGCCGUGGCUUUGCUGGGUGUGGUGGGCAACCUGGCUCUUAUCCUUGCCAUCAUCCGACAGCGAGAGAUGCACAAUGUUACCAACAUUUUGAUUGCGAACCUGUCACUGUCAGACUUGUUGAUGGCGCUGGUGUGCCUGCCCUUUACCUUUGUCUACACCUUCAUGGACCACUGGGUGUUCGGUGUGAUUCUGUGCAAGCUCAAUGGACUGGUGCAGUGUUGCUCGGUGACCGUCUCCAUCUUCUCACUGGUUCUCAUCGCCAUGGAGAGGCAUCAGUUGAUCCUGCAUCCCCGCGGCUGGAGACCCACGACACGCCAUGCCUGCUUUGGCAUCGCUGCCAUCUGGACCCUGGGAUUGGCAACAGCCGCCCCCUUCCUGCUGUUCUCCAUGGUAACGGACACCCCACUGACUCAGCUGCCACCGGAGAUGAGUGAACAGUUCCGUGGGAAGGUGGUGUGUGUGGAGGCCUGGCCUUCCAGAAGCUUCAAACUGUCUUACACCACUUCCAUGCUUUUCCUCCAGUACAUCACACCACUCCUGUUCAUUUUUGUCUGCUACUACAAGAUCUACGCACGUCUACGACGGCGGCGCAACAUGAUGGAGCGCAUCCGCGAGAGCCGGCAGCGCAACAGCGAGAUGCGGCGCAUCAACAUCAUGCUCUUCAGCAUCGUGGUGGCCUUCGCCGUCUGCUGGCUGCCACUCAACGUCUUCAACGCCAUCAUCGACUGGCACCACGAGGUGGUCAUGAACUGCACGCACGACCCGCUCUUCUCCCUCUGCCACCUGCUGGCCAUGGCCUCGGCCGGGGUCAACCCCGUCUUCUACGGCUUCCUCAACCGCAACUUCCAGAAGGACCUCCGCGGCUUCUCUCUGUGUCGGCUGAGCCGGGGCCAGCCCCAGGAGGAGUACGACACGGUGGCCAUGUCCACCAUGCACACCGAGGUCUCCCGCACCUCCCUCAAACUCGGCAGCCUUGACAUCUGAGGCCAGACAGACUACGCUUUUUAAACUUUUUGGGUGACCGUUUGUGUGUGUACAGGUAGGCGUGUGUGUACUUUUGUUGCGAGAGUUGCAGCACUUCAGAAAGAUUAACUUAGUAAACUCCACAUCAGACUUUGACCUCGGAAUGACUCAUAAUUACGUGGUCUGAUUGGAGGUGCGAGACACUUCAUGUGAGGAGAGGGGAGAGAGGGCUCAAGACAUCAGUGAAAGUGCUAGCAUUCAGAUCUAGGGGGCGAUAUAGAUAUGGAACAACAGCAUGGACGUGAGAGUUGUUGAUAGAUUGAGUCAGUCAGAAGCAUCCUCACUCUGACUCUGUGUCAGGAACAUGAGGUUUGUCAGGAACACAUCAGCGCAUACAUUGAUUGAAGGCGAAUUUCUCCUGUUAAUUGCCACCAGCGGGAGUGAGUGCCAUUGAUGACUUCUGCUGUGCGAUUCAUGUCACUCAUCCUGUCUUUGCCUGUCUGCUUGCAUGAGUGUGUGUGAGUAUGAGUGUGUGUGUGUGUGUGUGAGAGAGAGAUGAGUGUGAGACGUGGUGGUGAAUAUGUUACUGUCAACACUUAUUCUGUGUUCCCUUGACUUAAUUUGUUUUGACACUGAAAAGAAAAAAAUGAGGGGUAGUGGAGAGGAGGCCAGGAAUGUCUCCCUUCCGCCGUCUCAUGGAAAACAACAGUGCUCUUUUACUUACCAGCUUGCUGAAUGUCAAAUUGAAGAUAUUAAGAUUGUUUUGUAUGUUGUGUGUUAGCAGUGUUUUUAUUCUGAAAUAGAACCAAAUUGUUUAGCUCUCACUUAAACCACUUAAAGGUUUCUGUGAUUACCUCAACACAAGCAUUACAGAAAACGGUGUAACUGCAUACAUAAACUGUAUAACCACAUCCAGGUGUAAGUAUAGGGUAAUAUAUGAGUUUUAAUGUCGAUCUUCUGGAGAUGUUAUGCAUUACUUGCCAAGACAUAACAGACAGAAACUAUAAUGUAGCUUUAAAAAGAAGUGAAUGUGUGUGCUUUCCCCCAUGAAGACUGUUUGACUUGAAAAAAAUGCUUUUCAUGAUGCAGCUUCUGAUGUUUGGACUCUGCAAGCAUUAUAAUCAUAUUGAAAUGGUUGUAAACAAGUAUUUAAGCAUCUGGGUUAUAGAAACAUGCAGCUCUACGAUGAUCAUAGCUUAGUUUCUCUGUACAGUGUGGUCACGUGCUGUUCACCUAGCCAAAAAAAUACUGAAGCUUGCAAAUGUAUGUGUUAUUAUUCAUAUAUAUAUAUAUAUACAAUAGUUUGAGUUUUCAAAUGUCAGAAGAACACCGUAGAGGAAAAUGUCACUGUGCAUUAACCAGUUCUUUAAGAAGCUGUGCUUGCAAAUGACCCAGGAUCUGAUCCGGGCUUGAAGUGUUUUUGUGUGUGUGUGUGUGUGUGUGUGUGUGUGUGUGUGUGUGUAUGUGUGUGUGUGUGUGUGUCUGUGUGAGUAAUGUUGUAGGAUCCUGAGUCAACGGAGGUCAUUUCUUUGAUAUGAAACAGUACAUAACAGAGCGGCUCUUUUGAAGCGGCCGGCAUCAGAGUUGGAGUCUAGGUGGGCAGUUCCAUGUGAAGAGGCCCAAUCCCCUGUUUAAGGCAGAAAGCAAAGGCUAUCAUUUACUGUUUGGACAGACUAGACUGAUCUUGGAUGUGAUGUGCUGGUGGUGCUACCCACAAUCUUCUCACAACCCAUUGACACAGAGAGGUGGGGUUGGCAGGAGCACACAACACAGAUUGUGCCUUUGAGAAGUAGUCAAGAUUGUUUUGUAAAACUGGACUGUGCUCGUUUUUUUACACACUUAGCAAGAUCAUUUCAGAUAUUUGUAUCUACAGUAGUUGGGCUUAUUCGUGAAAAAAAAUGUAUAUAGAUCUAGUGAAAAGGUACAUCAUUUUUACAUUCCACCAAAGAUUGCAUAUGCUUCUCAUUUUCGUUCUUUUUGUCCCUCUUACCGCUGAUGUUUCAUUUCUGCGUUUCUUUUUGAUGACUUGCUUUGUGCUGUUUUGUUUUAUUAGCUUUUGUCAUGCUGGGCUGUGUGCUGUUUUGAAUGAUCCACAAAUUUGUGUUUGUACUGACUGCUUUUUUUCAUGUUCCUCAAAAAGCCGCUGGACAUGCUAAAGACCACAGACAGGAGACAUAUCAAAACACAUGUAAUAAUAACUGACAGCACGCACACACACACACGCACACACACACACAGCCGAUCUCCAUACUUGGCGCAAACAAUUCUAAUCAAAUGUCUUAUUUUACCAUCAGGGAGAGGGACUAUGGGGUAGGUAUCUAUUUACAAAGUCUUUUCUCUCUUUGAAGACAUACAUAGUCAAUUAGAUCAGAAAUUGAAUGGUGGUCUGUUUACAUUGUAUCUUGGUCAGUAUUUUCUAUUAAAAUAUUUGCUUGUGAUUUUUUUAAAAUAUUUCUUUAGUAUACUUGUCUAUGUGCCAAUUACACUGGUCCUGACACUGUAGACUUUACACUUGAUGUCCAAUAAAAUGAUUUGUCACAAUA